AUUUAAUUACAUAAAAAUUAAUCUUCAGUAAUAGUUGCAUAGCAUAAGGUGUCGCAAGCUUUAUACGGAAUUUUGAGAAAAUAAUUUAUGAAAGUAUGACGCAGAAUAUAUUAUUAAUUGUUUUAUUGUUUUUGCUCGGCGCAGAGCACAUUACACAGGGGUACACAAUACGCGAAGCACGCAGCGCUGAAACUGAUCAAACCUUCCAAACGGAACGACCUGAUGAAAAUUCGGUGGAAAAUAGUUUUAUUAGCAGUGCUACACGUGCCGAAUUCGAGCGUGAAGCGUUGAAUGAAACAAAACUAUUCCUGAACACUUUAUUUCGUUCGCAAAUCGACUAUUUCAGCAAGGUUAAGGUACUGCUGCCGGCCACAGGAAAGAGGGUGAGCGAUAUUGAUAAGUAUAUUGAGCGUUUGGAGAAAGCUAUAUUAGCGGAUUCUGUACAGGAGAAAGAUAAAAUGUGGCGUGAUACAUUCAUUGAGUUUAGCGAAAGCGCCUUUUUGCUCAAUGUUGAAAAGGAUACUGGCGUUUCGAAUUCACGUUAUUUGGAAAUUCUCAACGAUGCUGGUUUGGAGGAGACAACCAAGAAAUUUCUAGCCGAUGUGUCGAUAUAUUUUUGGAAAAUGGCCAAAGCUAGCGGUAAAGCAGUGGAAUCGACCAUUGAUGAACGUAUUGAAAAAUGGAAAAGGGAGUGAUUAUUUCAUGAAAAACAAAAAGAAAAUGUGAAACAAGUCUGAGAAUAAACUUUGUUGAACGAAGUACAAAAA
Molecule: messenger RNA, 767 nt
Organism: Ceratitis capitata (Mediterranean fruit fly)
Lineage: Eukaryota; Metazoa; Arthropoda; Insecta; Diptera; Tephritidae
Exons: 3
Coding region: 96-695 (199 amino acids)
Source: RefSeq, a predicted model, not a curated record